Molecule: messenger RNA, 2495 nt
Organism: Solea senegalensis (Senegalese sole)
Lineage: Eukaryota; Metazoa; Chordata; Actinopteri; Pleuronectiformes; Soleidae
Product: zinc finger protein OZF-like
Exons: 2
Coding region: 233-1735 (500 amino acids)
Biological process (GO): regulation of transcription by RNA polymerase II
Molecular function (GO): DNA-binding transcription factor activity; RNA polymerase II cis-regulatory region sequence-specific DNA binding
Source: RefSeq, a predicted model, not a curated record
UUUACCAGGAAGCUGUACGCCUACUAGUGUUGUACAACACGGCUAUUAUUGUUUUUAGCAUCAGUGUCUGUGCUCCGCACUGAGUUAGCUCGUGUUAGCUCAUGCUAUCUUUCGUGUGUGGAGUCACCGUCACCGCUAGUGAAGACAGGAGGACACACGGUGAAGCUGGACAGAAACUUCAGGUCACUGUUAGCUUAGCUCGUUGCUAAUGACAGCGUAAACAGUGAACGGAAUGAUGGAACACAGCUGUUUGGACCAUGUGAGACUCAGUUUAGAUCACCCAGAGAGGCUGAAUGAAGACAGACGCCCUCUAGUGGACUGUCCAACAGAUGUCCAACAUCUGCUGGUGAUCAAAGAAGAGGUUCCCACUGAGAUGAUCACCAGUCCAGAUCAGUGUGACCCAGAGAAUCCUCACAUUAAAGAGGAACAGGAAGAUCUCUGGACCAAUCGGGAGGGAGAGCAGCUUCACGUGCUGGAGAAGGCUGAUGAUGGAAAGUUGUUGUCACUCACUGAUGUUCAUAUGAAGACUGAAGACGACCCAGAGAGUCCUCACAUCAAAGAGGAACAGGAAGAGCCGCUUCUGAAGGAGGUCGAUUGCAACACGUUCUCACUCACUAUCGUCCUUGUGAAGACCGAAGACGAUGAGGAGAAACCUCAGUCGUCGCCGCAUCACAGCCAAACUGACGAGAACAGAGAGACAGAGCCCCCAGCCACCGUCUCAGCACGACCGGUAAAAACAGAAGCUGGUGGAGAUGAUCAUGUCCACUCAGAUAAAGAUGACAACGAGACUCCAGACUCGUCUCAGACUGAAGACAGUGACGUUGACCGGAAGGAACCUCAGACACACAAACAGAGAGUCCACACAGCGGAGAAGCCGUUUGAAUGUGAUGUUUGUGGGAAAGGAUUUACAAAGAGGAUUGACUUUAAGAGACACCUGAUGGUCCACACGGGAGAGAAACCGUGUAGCUGUGAUGUUUGUGGGAAAAGAUUUAUCCGCAAGUCUUUUGUCAAGAGGCACAUGAUGGUCCACACGGGAGAGAAACCGUGCAUCUGUGAUAUCUGCGGGAAAAGAUUCAAACACAAGAGCAAUUUUAAGAUUCACAUGAUGGUCCACACAGGAGAGAAACCGUGCUGCUGUGACGUGUGUGGGAAGGGAUUUACACGCAAAUCCUUGCUGAAAAGACACGCGAUGAUUCACACGGAAGAGACGACGUGUAGCUGUAACAUCUGCGGGAAAAGGUUUAAACAGAAAAGUAAUUUCAAGACGCACAUGAUGGUCCACACGGGAGAGAAACCGUGCAGCUGUGACACGUGUGGGAAAAGAUUCACACAGAACUUUUUACUAAAGAGACACAUGAUGGUCCACACGGGCGAGACGUCGCACAGCUGUAACAUCUGUGGGAAAAGAUUUAAGCGGAAGAAUUCCCUCAAGAAUCACAUGAGAGAUCAUACGGGAGAGAUGCCGUACGCCUGCGAUGUAUGCGGCAGAGCGUUUACAAAGAAGAGUUCUCUGAAGACGCACACGAUGGUCCACACGGGAGAGAAGCCGUUCAGCUGCGGCGUUUGCGGGAGAAGCUUUAGACACAAAAGUUACUUCAAGACGCACACGAUGGUCCACACAGGAGAGAAACCGUGUCGCUGCGACGUUUGCGGGAAAAGUUUUACCAACAAGAGUAAUCUGAAGAGACACAUGAUGGUUCAUACGAGAGACAAAUCAGGACGAAAUGAAAAGUGAAAACAAUUCUUCACCACUUCAAGCAGUCAUUUUGUUUUAAUGUCUCAAUGAAUCCUGAAGCCGCUCAUCGAAGCUCAACCUGCUGUUUACCCACAUUAUUCUCAUUAGUUAUCAUGUGCUACUGAUGGGCUUCUACUAUCCCCUUAAGCAAAAACCCAAGCAACUGCACUCAAAUUCCACCAGUGGCUCAUGUGAGGCAGCUUUGAAAUGAAAUGAUUGUCAUUAUACAACCGAAAUUUCAGAUGGAGGAGGGACGAUCAGAGCCGCUGUGACCUCUAACAUGUUUUUAUGGAACAUCACCAGAGAAUCCAGGCAAACGACGUGCAAACUAGAAAUUAGAAAUUAGAAAAUGUGGGUUAAUGAGCAAAGCACUUAUUUUAUAUAAGAAGAGCCUAGAUUGAAAUUGGCUAAAUGAAUUAUUGAUCGAGUUGGGAAACAAAUAAAUAAAUAGUGGAGGCUCACCGAGGGCCCUCUGACCCCUUUCUAAAAGGUGCAAAAUGGUUUGGUCCGCCAACUGUGCCCUCUUCACUCGGACUCUUCUCUCUCAUUCAGACAAACAGUAACAGUAGUGAUGAUGAGCAGAUGAUGAGGCUUUAUUAAUGUGCACACAACCCCCCCCUACUGGUCAAAGACUAUCAAAACAGCCAGAUAUGUUAUACUGUACAUGUAGGUCAUUUUAUCAAUAUGUAAUAGACUCAAGUCUGUCCUGCAACAGUGCAGCCAAGGAAAAUAAAUUAAUUCACCUUAUAAAAAAAAUAAA